AUGAACCAUACCGAAAUAGUCCUCAAGGAGUGGCGGCGCCUUGAAGAUGCCGUCAAUCAGAGCAUAGAGAACGCUGCAUCGAUUUUGCUGACGGGCUGCAACUUGAGCGUUGCUGAUAUCUUGGCCGUCUCGAGAUACAACGCCCCUGUUGGUCUCAAUGCCUCCGCUCCGGCGCUGAUGCAAUAUAGCCUGAAUGUUCUUGGGGACAAGCUUAGGAGCGGGGAAAUUAUUUAUGGUGUAAAUACUGGCUUUGGAGGGUCUGCAGAUGUUCGAACCCGAGAAUUUGUCAAGCUCCAAAGGGCCUUGAUUAGGGAGUUUCAUUAUGGUGUACUACCGCCAGGUGACCGAGACCAUCGCCCACCCCCGCUGGAUACAUCUCUGGCAAGAUAUCAGUACGACGAUGUCGGCAACGAAUCUUCCCACAUGCCAUGGUCCUGGGCUCGGGCCGCCAUCCUUAUACGCAUCAAUUCUCUGAUUUCCGGAUGCUCAUCGGUCAGGCCCAUCAUCGUCGAGCGGAUGCGGGAUCUUCUGACGUACAACGUAAUCCCCAUGAUACCUAUGCGCGGCAGCAUCUCCGCAUCUGGUGACCUCAGCCCUCUUUCGUAUGUCUGCGGUGCCAUUCAGGGCAAGUCGACCAUCUGCGUCCGCUCCCACGACGGAGCUUGCAGGUAUGCUGACGAGGCCUUUGCCAAUUUCAACCUCGAGCCCAUUUCCGUUCAAGCCAAGGAGGGUCUCGCCAUGACAAACGGAACCGCCGUGUCGGCUGGCGUAGCUGCCCUGGCUGUUCAUGAUACUCACGUCCUGGCUGUGGCGGCGCAGAUGCUCACUGCCAUGACUGUCGAGGCCUUGAAAGGGACGACGGAGAGCUUCCAUCCUUUCUUUUCUGAAGUUCGACCACAUACAGGUCAGGUCGAGGCGGCAAGAAAUAUUAGGGGAUUUCUGCAAGACUCCAGGCUUACCCGGGCCAACAACGGAGAGGGUCACAACCUCCGUCAGGACAGAUACUCCAUCCGGACCGCACCACAGUGGCUAGGCCCUAUUCUCGAGGAUUUAGUUCUGGCACACCAGCAAAUCUCGAUUGAAUGUAGCUCGGUGACCGACAACCCCCUGAACACUUCAGGAGAGAUAAUCCAUGGCGGGAACUUCCAGGCCAAGGCAGUCACGUCGGCCAUGGAGAAGACGAGGCAGGGCGUCCAGGGAAUCGGCCGCAUGGCGUUUUCCCAAUGCACGGAGCUGAUAAACCCUGCCACCAACCGAGGUCUACCUCCGAACCUCGUGGCUGAAGAUCCGAGCAUUUCUCUGAUAUUCAAGGGUGCGGACAUACACAUUGCAUCGCUGGCUGCAGAGCUUGGGUUUCUCGCGGCACCUGUCAAUCAUGUCCAGACGGCCGAGAUGGGCAACCAGUCUCUCAACUCCCUAGCCCUUAUAUCUGCCCGCUACACCCACACUGCCAACGAAGUGCUCGCUCAACUGCUGGCCGUGCACCUCAUCACCGUCUGCCAAGCAUUAGACCUCCGGGCUAUGCACCAUCAGUUUAUGGAGGACUUCCGUCACCAUUUCUACCGACUCGUCACUCAGCACUACCCAACAGCCAUACAUCCCAAGGAGUCGCUGACAUCCGACCGUACGUCAAAGACAGGGGGACUAGCCAACUUGCUCUGGGCCCAAAUCCAAGUGGCCUUCGACUCCACGACCGGCCUGGACGCCGAAGAUCGCUUCGAGGCCAUUGCAAAGCUGCUACGACCCGUUCUGCUGGACCAAGCCACCCUCACCAAGGACCCCAAAUUUGUCACCGUCCUCGAGAGCUUCACCGCGACGCUCGCCCUCUCCCUGGACGAGGCGUGGUGUACGCACCGUGAUGUAUACCUGAUCCACGGCAACGCCGCCCCGCUGCUGGGCACGGCGAGCAGGAGAGUGUACCUGUUCUUGCGCAAGUCUCUGAGGGUGCCGCUGAUGGCGACUUGGAACCUCUCCACGCCCCGGACGGAAGAGCUGGAGGCUGGCACGGGAGUGCAUGGGAGACUAGCGCCGACGGUGGGGUCAUAUGUCAGCGUUGUGUAUCGGUCACUCAGAGAUGGGACCUUUGCCAAGCUUGCUAUGGAUAUACUGGGAAGUGUGUAG
This is a messenger RNA of Pyricularia grisea, 2121 nucleotides long. RefSeq lists its product as uncharacterized. The record is from RefSeq and is a predicted model, not a curated record. Gene Ontology annotation, molecular function: ammonia-lyase activity. The transcript is spliced from 4 exons. NCBI's taxonomy places the organism in Eukaryota, Fungi, Ascomycota, Sordariomycetes, Magnaporthales, Pyriculariaceae. Gene Ontology annotation, biological process: L-phenylalanine catabolic process. Gene Ontology annotation, cellular component: cytoplasm. The coding region runs from base 1 to 2121 and encodes 706 amino acids.